This is a messenger RNA of Populus trichocarpa (black cottonwood), 2346 nucleotides long. Its product is annotated as receptor-like protein 9DC3. The transcript has a single exon. Gene Ontology annotation, molecular function: protein binding. Lineage: Eukaryota; Viridiplantae; Streptophyta; Magnoliopsida; Malpighiales; Salicaceae. The record is from RefSeq and is a predicted model, not a curated record. The coding region runs from base 124 to 2124 and encodes 666 amino acids.
UUGAUUUCGUCAGUAUACAAUCUAAGACUGUAGCGUUUGUCUAUAUAUACUACUAAUAAUGCCUUUCUUUACUUCUCAUCUUAAAUUCCCAGUUAUACUUUGAAUCCUGUAAGGCCAGCCAACAUGGGGUUUACACCACCGUGCCUCUCUCAAUCUCUCUUUUUCAUUCUGUUUCUCUUCCAUUUCCACUCAACAAUUUCAUCUCCACUCUCCUCGAAUUACCAAUCUCUUUCUCUCCUUCAAUUCAAACAAUCCUUCUCCAUUGAUAGUUCUGCUUCAUCAGAGUACUGUCAAUAUCCCUUGCCAAAAACAGAGUCAUGGAAAGAGGGUACAGACUGCUGCUUGUGGGAUGGGGUCACUUGUGACCUGAAAACCGGGCAUGUCACUGGACUGGACCUCUCUUGCAGCAUGCUUUACGGCACCCUCCUUCCCAAUAAUUCUCUCUUCUCUCUCCAUCAUCUUCAACAGCUCGACCUCUCUUUCAAUGAUUUCAACACCUCCCAUAUUUCUUCUCGAUUUGGCCAGUUCUCCAAUCUAACACAUCUUAACCUAAGUGGUUCAGAUCUUGCAGGCCAAGUUCCGUCAGAAAUCUCUCACCUCUCCAAAAUGGUUUCACUUGAUCUCUCUUGGAACUACGAUCUAAGUCUAGAACCACUUUGUUUUGACAAGCUUGUUCGAAACCUAACCAAGCUUAGAGAACUCCAUCUGAGUUGGGUAAACAUGUCACUAGUUGUUCCUGAUUCCUUGAUGAAUCUGUCUUCUUCUCUGUCAUCACUUGAAGUCCUCGACUGUGGAUUGCAAGGAAAACUCCCAUCCUCAAUGGGGAAAUUUAAGCACCUCCAGUACUUGGAUCUUGGAGGGAACAAUCUUACUAGUCCAAUUCCAUAUGAUUUUGAGCAACUCACUGAGUUGGUUUCACUUGAUCUCUCUGGAAACGGCUAUCUAAGUCUAGAACCAAUUUCCUUUGACAAGCUUGUUCGAAACCUAACCAAGCUUAGAGAACUCGAUCUGAGUUCGGUAGACAUGUCACUACUUGUUCCCGAUUCCUUGAUGAAUCUGUCUUCUUCUCUGUCAUCACUCAAACUCAUUGACUGUAGAUUGCAAGGAAAACUCCCAUCCUUAAUGGGGAAAUUUAAGCACCUCCAGUACUUGCGUCUUCGAGGGAACAAUCUUACUGGUUCAAUUCCAUGUGAUUUUGAGCAACUCAUAGAGUUGGUUUCACUUGAUCUCUCUGAAAACUUCUAUCUAAGUCCAGAACCAAUUUGUUUUGACAAGCUUGUUCGAAACUUAACCAAGCUUAGAGAACUCAAUUUGGCUUCUGUAAAUAUGUCUUUGGUUGCACCUAAUUCCUUGACCAAUCUGUCCUCUUCUUUGUCAUCUCUCUCCCUCGGUAAGUGUGGAUUGCAGGGGAAAUUCCCGGGUAACAUCUUUCUCCUCCCAAACCUUGAAUUUCUCUAUUUGUCAAACAACGAAGGCCUUACUGGCUCUUUUCCUUCGUCCAAUUUGAGUAAUGUCCUCUUUCUGUUGGGUCUUUCUAAUACAAGAAUUUCAGUUUAUUUAGAAAACGACUUAAUCAGUAAUCUAAAGUCAUUAGAAUAUAUGUCUCUUCGUAAUUGUAACAUUAUAAGGUCAGAUCUGGCUCUGCUUGGUAAUCUCACACAGCUCACCUAUUUAGAUCUCUCAAGUAACAAUUUUAUAGGUGAGAUCCCAUCAUCAAUUGGAAACAAUACCUUUUCAAAUUUAAAAUAUCUAUUAUUAUUUGAUAACUUGUUCAAUGGAACAAUACCAUCCUUUUUGUUUGCUCUUCCCUCUUUACAAUUUCUUAACCUUCAUAACAAUAAUCUCAUAGGCAAUAUAAGUGAAUUCCAACACCAUUCAUUGGUAAACCUUGAUUUGAGCAGUAACCACUUGCAUGGUACAAUCCCAAGUUCAAUUUUCAAACAAGAGAACUUGGAAGCCCUCAUUCUUGUGUCCAAUAGUAAAUUGACAGGUGAGAUUUCUUCUUCUAUUUGCAAGCUGAGAUCCCUUGAGGUCCUAGACUUGUCCGACAACAGCUUGAGUGGUUCUAUACCAUUAUGUUUGGGGAACUUCAGCAGCAAGCUCUCAGUAUUGUUAGAAUUAUGAGAUUCUGCCUUGAGUAAGAUAGAGUUAAGUGCAGUUAUGUUAUUUGAAUUUUAUGUAAUCGUUUUUCUUCUUCAGGAUUUGCAGCAGGAACUUUCUGCUAAGUUUGUUAUUUCAAUUCCAAUAAUCUCUCAAGUUUGUUGAGAGUUUCAAUCCAUUACAAGUUCUAUGUAAGUCUAUAUAUAGACAUUUGAAAUUAAUGAUAUUAUUGAUCUUUCUACUCAA